AUGGAUUACAUCCCUGGAGAUGUGGAGAUUGGCUUCUUUCUCCCCCUAUCCUUACCUGAAGUGAGCAACACAACAGGAGCAGCGCAAUUUCAGAGUCCUCCUUACAAGGCUUGUAGAGCUUAUAGAACUAUUGAAAACAAUUACCAGCAACUCUUCAUGCCUUCCUUCACUCUGCAUGAGAUUCGCAAGAAUCCCAAACUGUUGCCCAACAUUUCCCUGGGAUACCAUAUGUAUUACUCCUAUUCCAUGGAAGAAAGGACCUUGGAGAGCUACCUGUGGUGGCUGUCUGGAACAGACCAGAUCAUCCCUAAUUAUAACUGCAGAGAGAGAGGAAAGGUUGUGGCUGUCAUUGGAGGAGCCACGUCAGCUCUCUCUGUUCAGAUGGGGACCCUGUUUGACCUCUACCAUUUACCCCAGCUUCACUCCUACCUGAAGAAUAUCCAGUUUGAGAAUAUUGUUGGUGAGCAAGUGUUUGUGGAUGAGAACAGACGCACAGAGGCUCACUAUGUCCCCUCUGCCGUAUGUAGUGCCAGUUGUCCUGCUGGAUUCAGGAAGUUGCCUAUGGAGGGGAAGCCUCCUUGUUGCUUUAGUUGCUCCCCAUGCUCAGAAGGAGAAAUCUCCAAUUAUAUAGAUGCUGAGCAGUGUAAGAAGUGCCCAGAGGAUGAGUAUCCCAAUGAGCAGAGAGAUCACUGCCUCCCCAAGACUGUGACCUUCCUGGAUAUGAAUGAACCCUGGGGGACGGCAGUGACAGUUGUAGCUGUUUCACUCUCAUUGCUCACGGCCCUGGUUCUGUGGGUCUUUGUGAAGUUCCAAGACACUCCCAUAGUCCAAGCCAAUAACAGGAACCUCAGCUACCUGCUCCUCACCUCCCUUUCCUCCUGCUUCCUCUGCUCCUUGCUCUUCGUGGGCCGUCCUACCACUGCUUCCUGCCUUCUCCGACAAACAGUCUUUGCAGUUGUGUUCACGGUGGCUGUUUCCUGCAUUUUGGCCAAAACCAUCAUAGUGGUCCUGGCUUUCAGGGUGACAGGGCCAGGGAGCAGGAUGCGGAUGUUCCUUCAUCCCAGAGUGCCCUACUGUGUGGUUCUCAUCUGCUCCGGAAUCCAAGGGCUUUUCUGUACCAUCUGGUUGGGGACCCAUCCCCCCUUUCCAGAGGCAGACACAAGCUCUGAAUCCAGGCACAUCAUCCUCACAUGUAACGAGGGCUCCGCCUUUGCAUUUUACUGUGUCCUGGGCUACAUGGGCUUUCUGGCCCUGGGCAGCUUCACCAUAGCCUUCCUGGCCAGGAACCUGCCCGAUGCCUUCAACGAAGCCAAGUACAUCACAUUCAGCAUGCUGGUGUUUUGCAGCGUCUGGGUCUCUUUCCUCCCCACGUAUCAGAGCUCCAAAGGGAAAACUGUGAUGAUCGUGGAGAUCUUCUCCAUCUUGGCCUCCAGUGCCGGGUUACUGGGCUGCAUUUUUAUUCCCAAAUGUUUUGCAAUUCUCCUGAUAUUGUGGGAAAAUAGCACAAAACAGAACAAGAAUCAAAGGAGUUCCAGGAGCAAGAAUUCUUCUUUUUUUAAUGUGAUAUCUUUAUUUUCCCCUUUCCAUUUAAAACAAUAUUUUAAAAAAGGUUUGCCUUCCACAUAAUCUCCUUCUUCCCCAUCCCCAGAACCACUGAGAUACCACAUGUGUAGUUACACAAAAUAUUUAUAGAAAUGCCGUGUUUAGAAAUAUACAUGCAUCAUU
Molecule: messenger RNA, 1725 nt
Organism: Antechinus flavipes (yellow-footed antechinus)
Lineage: Eukaryota; Metazoa; Chordata; Mammalia; Dasyuromorphia; Dasyuridae
Product: vomeronasal type-2 receptor 26-like
Exons: 5
Coding region: 1-1626 (541 amino acids)
Biological process (GO): G protein-coupled receptor signaling pathway
Cellular component (GO): membrane
Molecular function (GO): G protein-coupled receptor activity
Source: RefSeq, a predicted model, not a curated record